Messenger RNA from Tripterygium wilfordii, 963 nucleotides. Its product is annotated as putative cytochrome c biosynthesis ccmC-like mitochondrial protein. Gene Ontology annotation, cellular component: plasma membrane. Lineage: Eukaryota; Viridiplantae; Streptophyta; Magnoliopsida; Celastrales; Celastraceae. Gene Ontology annotation, biological process: heme transport; cytochrome complex assembly. The record is from RefSeq and is a predicted model, not a curated record. Gene Ontology annotation, molecular function: heme binding; heme transmembrane transporter activity.
AUGGCGAUUUUCCACACUUUGGGAGUCAAUGCGACGGUCUGUUUGAAGCUUAUAAACACUUUCUUGUUCCUAUUAACAAAACAUCCUCUUUUUCUUCGCUCUUCCGGAACCGGUACAGAAAUUGGUGUUUUUUUUACGUUCUUUACCUUAGUUACUGGGGGGUUUCGGGGAAGACCUAUGUGGGGCACCUUUUGGGUGUGGGAUGCUCGUUUAACCUCUGUAUUCAUCUCGUUCCUUAUUUACCUGGGUGCACUGCGUUUUCAAAAGCUUCCUGUCGAACCGGCUUCUAUUUCAAUCCGUGCUGGACCGAUCGAUAUACCAAUAAUCAAGUCUUCAGUCAACUGGUGGAAUACAUCGCAUCAACCUGGGAGCAUUAGCCGAUCUGGUACAUCAAUACAUGUUCCUAUGCCCAUUCCAAUCUUGUAUAACUUUGCUAACUCCCUCUUCUCAACCCGUAUCUUCUUUGUUCUGGAAACACGUCUUCCUAUUCCAUCUUUUCUCGAAUCUCCUUUAACGGAAGAAAUAGAAGCUCGAGAAGGAAUACCAAAACCUAGUUCACUCGCUAGUCUCUUUGCAUCCAUGGCUGAAUGGUUAAAGCGCCCAACCUAUACCAACUUAAUAAAGGGGAAAUUCGUAGGUUCGAUUCCUGCUGGAUGCACUUGGAACGUUCAGUUCAAUCGCUGCUCACGGAAUUGUUACAUAUAGCUCGCCCUUAUAGCUUAUGGGGCACUUCACUCGCUAGAGAAAGAAAAGGGAUGGAUGACUGAAAAUCCCGCUUAGAGAUCGCAACUAUAGUCAGAGUAGGAGUCCCCAUCCAUCAUCUCCGUCGAGGCCUCAUUUGACCUUAAAAUUACGGUGGAUCCGUCGGAUUGAAACCUUCAUUAAAUUCGGCAACUAAGGACGAGAUUAGAGAUUACCAUAGGCUUUUAUGUCCCGAAUGUUUUCUUUAAUUAAUAAGGUCGC